Messenger RNA from Dendronephthya gigantea, 1062 nucleotides. RefSeq lists its product as uncharacterized. The record is from RefSeq and is a predicted model, not a curated record. NCBI's taxonomy places the organism in Eukaryota, Metazoa, Cnidaria, Anthozoa, Malacalcyonacea, Nephtheidae. The transcript has a single exon. The coding region runs from base 1 to 1062 and encodes 353 amino acids.
AUGUCCGACGCAGAAGAAAAUGAGCAACCACAACAGACGAUGCAAGUCAUGCAGUCAAUUGCAAUCACACCAAUGCCAGAAUUUCGUCCAUAUGCUAAACUCCGUACAAGCAUUGCGACUAAAUGGAAUAACUGGCAAUCCGAUUUUGACAUGUAUCUAACCGCAAGUGGAAUUACAGACUCAACGAUAAAAUGUGCAUUGCUACUAUAUCAGGCUGGCUCGCGAGUGCGCGAAAUCCUCAAACAAAUUCCAGAUACAGGAGCUGGCGCAGAUUACGAACUCACCAAGGCAAAACUAAAAGCCCAUUUUGACCCGCAGAAAAACAAGCAAUAUGAAGUAUACCGUUUUCGGCAAGCUAAACAAGAAAGCAGCAAGACUUUGGACCAAUUUCAUACGAGAUUGCGCACAAUGGCAGAGACGUGUGAGUUUACAGAUAUCGCGUUUGAAAUCGAAGAACAAAUCCUUAUUGGCGGCAAAUCAUCGAAAAUACGUAAACGAGCUCUACGUGAUCCAACAUUUGAUUUAAAAGCUAUGCUUAUCGAAGGACGUAGAGACGAACAAAGUACCUUUCAGACGAAGGAAAUCGAAUCAAAAGAAACAAAGGACGGAGAAAUGAAUCGAAUAGAACAACAAUGUCGGAACAAUACUAAUAACACUUCCAAAUCCAAAUGUAGAAAUUGCGGUCGUGAUUUUCCCCAUAUAAGCGUGUGUCCAGCGCGCGGCAAAUCGUGUAACAAGUGUGGGAAACUAAACCAUUUCGCAAUGAUGUGUCGAUCAACACAGAAACCCGAACGACCACAGAGAAAGGAACACAAAAGUAAACAGAAAUACGGACAGGAGCAUGUUAAAACGCUAGACACUGAACAACAAUCUAGCUUUGACGAAGAGUACAUAUACGCAAUUAGUGAUUCGAAAGUGGACAACAAAGUUAGUGUCACCAUAGGUGGUAGUAAACUAAAAACAGCUGUAGACACCGGGGCGACGAUAAACGUCAUCGAUUAUAACACAUUCGAGAAGAUGAAAGACAUUAAACUGAAAUGUGAAAGCCUUUGCAUACAAUAG